AUGGAUGGGGACGGUAUGGGGCACCCGGCCUCUAUGUGCCACGAGUGCGACGAGCACACCCUGCACGAGCCCGACGACGUGCUCACCUGCCUAGAGUGCGGCUACACCGCGUGCGGAUCCCCCCCCCGCCGCCACAUGCUCCGCCACUGCCUCACCCAGCCGGGGGACGGCCACUGUUUCGCCGCCAGCCGUGAGCGCGCCGAGAUCUUCUGCGCGCGGUGCUGCGACUACGUCUACGACGUGGAGUUCGACACCGCCGUGUCUCGCGUCGACGACAGCUUCGGCCUGCACACGGAGUGGGACAAGGGCAGCGACUGGGGGGCCGGCGGUGGUAGCGCCAGGGACGGGGAUGCCUGCGUCCGCGGGCGCCGGCGCCGGCGCGCGCGCGGGGACGGGUUUUACCGGGUGUCAGGAGGGAAGGAGCGGGCGUCGCCGCCGCCGGUGCUCCUGUCGCCGGCGAGAAGCCGACUGGUCGCUGCCGGUGUGAGGGGUAUGUUCAACCUCGGGAACACUUGCUUCAUGAGCUCUGUGCUGCAGGCGGUGCUCCACAUCUCUGUGAUGCAGUCGUUCUUCUCCGACAAAGGCCACGAGCCGGCUCGCUGCGAGAAACUCCGCAAGGAGACCACCAAGCUGCGCUCGCAGAUCCUUCAGUACGACUCCAACGCGUCGUUUGAUAGUCAUCCGGGAGCUGGCGGAGGCGGUGCGGGGGGACUGGGGAAGGAUUCGGAGAAGAUGACGAUUGCCAAGAAAAUCGGGGAGUACUGCAUCGCGUGCGAGCUUGCCCGGCUAUUUCAUGACAUGUUCUCGACAGAAGGUGAACCAAGGACACUAGCCCGCCGUCAGACAGUCGUGGUUGUGUCUCCACUCGCGAAAGUAGUACGUCACCCAACUCAUCUCUCUGGGUUCUCUGUCCCACGCAAUACAUUGUUUCGUUGGCUGCUUCUGGCCGCCGCCGCUACGCUCGGAGACACGGAGCCUUACGUGCCCCACCGGCUCCUCGAGGCCGUGUGGAGCGCGUCGGAGUUUCUGGCCGGAUACGAGCAGCAGGACGCGCACGAGUUCUUGAUCGCCGUGCUGGACAGCCUCCACGGGCACCUAGACCGCGCCGCCAGGGAAGAGUUGAACGCACCGGUGCUUCGGCGCACGCUGGCGGCCCACAAGCUGCGCGCCAAGCAGAAGCAGAAGAAGCAGGAGGCUGCUGCAGCGGCAGCGGCGGCGGCGACGGCUGCUACGGCCCAAGAGUUGAAGGGACAGCUGCCGUCUCAACCGCCAAAGAAGCAGCAGAAGCAGCAGCACCAGCCGAAGAAGGCGGGAAAGCAAAACGGCAGCGUCAAGAGCAGCGGGGGCACGACGCAGCAGCAGUCGCUGUCGGCGGCAGCGGCGGCAAAAGCGGCAAAGGCCGCGGCGAAGGCAGCAGCCGGAGGAGGGAAGGGUGAAGGCGAGACGGCAAAAAACAGCCGUAAACGCAGCCGGAGCGCUAGCGGCGUGGCGCCGGAGGCGGCUGCCGCUACUGCGUCCGGGUGGGAGAGCCGGCCACCGUUACCUGGAGGCCGCAACAGCGGGGACAGCCACGAGAGGGGUUGCGCACCCCCGGGACACCCUUUUGCUACAGGCUGGCAAGGAGAAAACGGUGCCCAGCAUCCCGCUACGUCGGAAUGGCAGCCCAAUGGUGACAGUGGUGGCGAUAUGUUCGCGCAAUCUGAGCACACGAACGGUUUCUCGGCGUCUUUGUCAUCCUUUCCGUCAAGCGGAAACGCACCGCCUCGCGCGACUACGGACGGGGGAGGUGGCUACAACGGCGGCGAAAAUGUGUGGACAAAAGACCGAUGGGGAGGGGAAGAAGAGGAAGGGGCGUCGGCAAGAGCUAAGGUUGGCAAUGCCACUGCCAAGAAUGGGAGUAUGUUGAACGGCCAGUGUCUGGAGGACCUUAACCUGUCUGGAUUCGUCCAGGAGGUUUUCGCCGGGGUCACUCGUUCGGACGUCGUGUGCACCGCCUGCGGGGAUGUUUCGUGCACGUAUGAGCGUUUCCUCGAGGUGUCGCUUCCAGUACGCCCCGGUGAACAUGAGAGGCGUCAGCAGCAGCAACAACAACAGCAGGAGAAGCUCGAGCAGGAGAAGCUCGAGCAGGAGAAGCUCGAGCAGGAGAAGAAGCAAGGGGCGGAACAGACGCAGGGACGCGUGCAGGAAAACCGGGUAGCGGGAUGUUCUGCGCCUAGCUCAACGGCGCGAACGGAGAACGGUGGCGGGGUGCCGGCGAAGGCGGCGGCGAUUUUAGGGGUUGCAGACGACGUCGCCUCCGCGACCGAGAUCCCCAACAGCGGUGGUGUUGGGGUGACGGCCACCUCCCCUUCCUCCGCCUCUUUGCCUUCCUUGUCAUCUCUGUCCUCCGCGUCAUCUUCGCUACCCCUGUCGGUACAAAGGGCGCCGGCACCACCGGCCAACGCACCACGGCCCGCCACCCCUACUUCUAGCUCGGCACAGCCUCGGCAACAACAGGUCGACCCAUCAUCGGGAAGGAGCAGCCCGGCAGGGAGUUGCGCCGGCGGCGGCACCUGCAAGGACAACGACCCGCCGCCGAGCGAAGCGUCGCAGGCAACGACGCCAAGCACCGGCCGCGUAUCCCCGGGGUCCGCGACUUUUUCUGACGACGGAAGCGGUCGCUUCUCGAGCGCCGCCGCCGCCGCCGCCGCGCUAGACGCAGGGGGGGGAAGGGCGUCGCCGACCCGGAACCAGCAGCAACCGGCCGCCGCGGCCGUCAAGGAGGAGAAGCGGAGGGCAUCGCCCUCUCCCAGGAGAGCAGGCGGGGGGAGACGCGGCGGCAGCAAGAGCAGGAGCGUUGCGACGGGACCGGCCCGGAGCAUCACCGACUGCUUCGCGAGGUUCGCGGCGAGGGAGAGCUUGACCGUGCGCAUGGCGUGCGACUCGUGCUCGGCCGCGUCCGUGCGCAAGACCAAGCAGAUGUCGUUCUGCUCGCUCCCUCGGGUGCUCGUCCUGCACCUAAAGCGCUUUGACGCCAUGGCCGACAGAAAAAUUGACGACUUCGUGAGCUUCCCAGCCAGAGGCUUGGACAUGGGCAAGUACCUCACCGGCUGGCCGGCAGCUGCGGCCUCGUCGAGCGCGGGAGGGGUGGCUUCCGGAGCAUCCCCGUCUUCUUCGCCGCCUCUGGAUACCGGGACAGCAAAGAGCUCCCCCCCCGACGCCACCCCGGCCGCGGCAAGCGCAAAGGCUGAGCUUUCGGGCGACGUGCCGGCGCCGUCCCUGCCCUACGACCUCCUGGCGGUGGUGAACCACUCGGGCGGUAUGGCGAAGGGGCACUACACGGCGUUCGUGAAAGAGAUCGGCCGCUGGUUCCGGUUCGACGACACGUGGGUGCACGAGGUGGAAGAGGAGGAGGUCCUGUCCAGCGAGGCCUACAUGCUCUUCUACUUCCAGAGGGGCGCCGACGCGGCCUGGAGGCCGACGCCACCGGCGGCGGCCACAAACGGGAAGGGGCGUUUGUCGGUGCCUUAGGUGUAGCAUGAGACCGUGAAGUUCGGGGCGUCCGGUUGAGUGGAACCCAGCCCAGCUUGCAGAACGUGCAUCACACGCUCGUUGUUGGCGUUUGGGUUAGGGCUAUGGCAGCGUAGCGAGAACGCAAGGCUCGCCGCUAAUUUUUUGCAGAUGGUACUUGCGAUUUCAGUUCGUCGCAGCAUUCCACCAAACCGGAAAGACGGAAAAUCAGUGCCUGAGAAAUAGACAACACUUGGGCGCUGGUUCGUUUCCCUCUGAGUGAGGUUUUUGGUGUGCGGCUUAGCUCCUUUUUGCAGAAAAUAGGCGGGCGAGAUACACAUGAGAAAGGGGAUGGGGGGCCUGAGCAGAGAGUGGGCGCGGGGCUGGUGGGGAGAUGGUGAGCGGGCGAACUCGAGGCACCUCGAUGAGAGAAAUCUAGCAACUGCUGUGCACCCAACCAGCAGUUUUUUUGGAGAACGCGCAAGGUUGGGAGCGAAAAGUAUGCCCGGGCCCGCCUUCCUGCCUAAUUUUCCUGUCUGUAGUCCCCCCCCCCCUUCUCGACCUGCUCCAUCCCGUCUUUGUAGUGUGAGGUCCAUCGAGAUAUUGAUAGCCAUCAUCAAAUAUAGAACGGGUUCAUGGGUCCGCAACCCUUUUCCCGUGAGAUUACGUUUCGUGCUAUUGAUGGACGGAUUUUCGAUUUUUUGAUAGACGGAUUUUCGGGUUCUUUCGUGGUGACUAGCUCCCAUCCUUGUCAACACUGUGACUCCCGGGUGGGCUCGUAAUUGAAGGCAUCCACCAUCGUUGACCGCCUUUGAGGCGCAUCAAAUGAAGUGUUCACCUUUUUGUUGGACGAGGAGGACUUUAGGUGACAAGCAGUGAUUCGAGAGUAUUUCCAUACGAGCUCUUGCGAAAAGAGGCAGAUUGUGUGAUGUUGCUGGUGAACACGGCCGUGGCUGCGCUUGCAGUAUAG
This is a messenger RNA of Ectocarpus sp. CCAP 1310/34, 4459 nucleotides long. Lineage: Eukaryota; Phaeophyceae; Ectocarpales; Ectocarpaceae. The record is from the annotation of a GenBank genome assembly.